Molecule: messenger RNA, 4903 nt
Organism: Topomyia yanbarensis
Lineage: Eukaryota; Metazoa; Arthropoda; Insecta; Diptera; Culicidae
Exons: 8
Coding region: 1186-2439 (417 amino acids)
Source: RefSeq, a predicted model, not a curated record
UCAGCGCCAUCGACCGGUUCGGGUUAGUUUGUUUAGUUUUGUCGGCACGGGAAACAGCAGUGCUCGGAUACCGUAAAAAGCAUAGUAAAGUUGUAUCCCAAGGGGGAGUGAGAAAAAAAAAGAAAUAACACAUAUAAUUCCAGGACCUGCAGCACCGGUUUUUGAGUUAUACACGCGCGUUUCAUUCUGCAACACUGUUCGUCGAUACAAGUUCGUCGGUCGGUCGGUUGCUCGGUCGGGUGCCUUUUUCCUGGAAGGUGGGUAGAUGACUGUGAGGGCGGGGGUCCAAGGAUACGCUGUGAACGGGAAAAAGCCCGGUAGAGAUGAAGCGGAAAGGUUACCGAGAUGAUGCAGCUCAGGAUGUUUUCUGCGGUCUUGAUGAUAGGGCUAAAUUCGGAUGAUGGGAACCGAUCAUCUGCUGAAUGGAAUAUGCCAACGAGCCGCUGUUGCCGAGAGAUGGUAUAAUUAGGCGGAAGAAGAGCGACUGACGACCAGUUUGAAAAUUUUGCUCGCUCUCUGCGUGUGAUAAUGGGCCCAGCUGAUGAUGGUUUUUUGCUGAUCAGAAGAAGUAAAUUCUGUCGAGGUUGAUGAAAAAAGUGAAAGAAUAAUCGAGCGGAAAAGUGAUAGGUCUAAUUUUAGCGAAAAAAGGGUGAAGAGGAAAAGUUAUCUGAUUUUCUUUUGCAACCAACAAGCGGUUUGUGAAUUUUGUUUUGUUUCCCUGUAAGUGCUCAAAUGGUGGUGAAAUCCGCGACAUCCGUACAGUGCUUGAGCACGUAAUCGAGUGAAGAAAUAGAUAAAAACUGUGAAAAUAUAGUAGAUUGCCCUGAUGUAAAUUUAAUUUUGUGAGAAUAAGCCAAAUAAGUGCGCGUGUAACCCUCUAGUGAAAAGAAAAAAAAAUGUUGCAGCGUACCGCAACGAGGAAGAAAAUGCCAAUGAAAGUAAUUUCGUAAUCUUCGGGCUUUCUCUCACGCGGUGGCGAUAAUAAUACACGUUACGGUGCCAGGCGGAGGGAGAAGAAAAAACAUUCACACCCACCGAGUGAGAGAAUGCAAAUAGCUGCCACCGCCGCCGGGGAGAUUGCUACUGUUGGCAGAAGGAACGGUGCUACCGUGGGAACCGUUCGGAAGGUCAAAGUCGUCGCAGACGCCGCAACCGCCGCUACUGUCGGUCUCAGCGGAGGCGAAGAUGAGUGACAAGCUGGCCGGUGGUGGACGGUACAACCGUAUCAGCCCAUCAUCUGGUCGUGGUUCUAUUAUUGCCUAUUCCCCGUUGCCCAAGUCCGAGCAGGACUGCCUGCAGGCGCCGGGCAAUAACUGUCUCGCGAUUCCGUUGUCCGCCAUCCAGACGGAUAACAACAACUACCAGAAAUCGGGACCGCCGCCUCCACUUGGAACCGUGGGACAGAAGGGGGUUGUCCUGAACUCACACCCAUUCCCGGACGGAGUGGCCAACAAACAUGCCGGUCAGAACAAUAACACUAACGGCAAGCGCUUUAUCAUUGUCAGCGACAUCAAGAAAACAGUGAGCUUCGGUGGUCAGCCCGGUACCGGAGGCUUCGUCAGUUCCCGCAGCGAACCUAUCUCCCUGGCAACGUUGGACAAGGACUGUUUCAUCAUCCCGGUGCACAGUUUAGACCGGUUUCUACCGGCAGGAAUCCCCCUACCAACCCCAGAGACAACCGAUGCUUCCCAGGUCGGUCCGCUUAGCGUGCUCGAGGUGUCCGAUCCGAAAAUUUGCAUCCUUGCGCACCUGAUGAGUCCACUGGAACCGAUCGAUCCCCUGCUGGAGUCACCCCUGGCACAUCCUCUGACGAAACAGCGAGCGGUCGCCUCGGAGCUGCUGAACGAAAUACAGCAGGCUAAUAGUGCCGUCAGUGGGAUGCUGCUGGCCAACAUGGAGCGAAGUUCGGCCGAAUUCCCUUUCAUCGCCUACUACGUGAUAAACACCACCCAGACUGAUCCGACGCUGUUCUACACCGGGGUCCGGGGAGCCUCGCUAUCCAAGUUCGAACCGAAAAACACCCGCUACACGGCAGCCCACACCCUGGACCUGUACAGUGAGGUGGCAUCCAUUUGCCGGCCGCCCCUAGCGCUGGCACCGAAUGAAAUAGGCAGCGUCAAAAAGGGCCAAACUCCAUCGACCGGCUACAUCAUUAGUGUGUAUAAGGUCUACGAAGGUGACGAUGGCGAACGAUUUGAACGGAAUUGGCUCUACUGGACCGGUGCCAGAAUGAUAUACAGAUAUCUGCCAAAAACCGCCGGCCUUCGACGGAUCACCCUUCACAAAAGCGUAUCGCCGCGGGGGGAUAAAAUGUAUCUGCUGGUGUGUGAAUGUGCCGACCUGCUCAAGGAUCUGUCGGCGGCGGCACUCCUGAUACCGGCCCUCCGGGCGAGACUCUGCGGCUACACCGGUCUCUAUCGACCGAUACAGACCUUCUAGUUCGGUACCGGUGUGUUACGGUUAUACUAAGUUUAUGUUACGUUGUACAUUUUCAAUUGUGUCAAAAGAGAUCGAAUUUAUUACCUUGUUUUCAAUAGUUACGGUGUACGAGUGGCGAUAUCAAUUGCAGAUUAGUGUAAAUCGGAAGUGACGGUAAAGAAUCAAACGUUCUCUUAAAUUUACUACUUUCUAGUACUUUUUUUUCCAAUACACGGUUGUGCAAUUAAUCGGUAGAUGAGAUAGGGAAUUAUCGCUAUGAAAAAUUGCAAAUGCGUAUGCAAUGCAAAGCAGGUUAGAUACCUGAGAAAAGCGCUUAAAAUAUCAACCGAAAUCACGCAAAUAAGACGAGAAAGAAAUAAAACAAUCCGUUACCACGCGGUACAUUUAUAUGCUUAUCUUUUUAACGAACAGAAAAGAGCAAUAAGUUACCAGUAUUUAUAGUAGAAAACGAUCUAUAAGAACAAAUGCAACUGCCACUGACAUAGCGAUGGCGUGAAACGUAAUUAUUUCUUCUCCAGCAAAGACUAGAUAAGCAAACAAAACGAAUACAAACGAGAACAAACCACCCAUGGUUUCACACAAUAUUAUACAAUCAUCAAAGCUGAUUUUAUUUACACUCGUCACGCAGACACCACACGCGUUAACACGACGCAUACUUAUUCACGCAACACAAACACAUCAACAAUACAAAGCAAACCGAAACGUUUUAAGUGCUGAAGCAGUGAAAUUAAAACUUUCUGUAAUGAAAUAAUACUAUAUUUAGAAAAGAAAAUAUUUUUCCAAAUUACUAUAUUCGAUUUUACUGCUCGUCAGAUGAACAGUUUAAACCAGUUCAAUGAAUAAGUUUAAGGAAUAUGUGUCAAAAGGAGACUGUUACAGAUAAGAAGAUACUCUUCUCAUUUCCUCCAGAAAAAAACACUUCGUGUUUCUUUCAUCGAAAUAUAGUGGUACAUGGUAAAAUAGUAGGCCGUGGAAUCAAUGGUUUGUUCUUUUUUUCCGCGUACCAAGAUAUUUCAUGCUUUUUCAUCAUUUACUUGAAAGAACACAUGUUUCAGUUCGCAGUGCUUGGAUACUCAGCUGCGUCUCUCUAGAUUCUUCUAAUAUGAAAUUUUGUUAGUGACGAAUACCUUGGUUUUUUAAUCCGCAGCUACGAAUCGCUUGCCAAAUCAAGUGUCUCCUUUCAAAUUUAUCAGUGAAAAUUAGCCUAAAACUUUCAGGGGAUAGCUCUUCCUAUUUUAGUGGUUAAAAUGUUGGCGUACCCUUAUCUCUUUGAUAAAUUGUAAUUAAAUUGAUAUUUUUGUUUAUGGCACCACCGAUUCAAUAUAUUUCAUAAUGAAGGUCUUUUCUAAUCUGUAACAGUUUCAAGAGAAGAUGCGAAGGAUGCAGGAUCCAGCAUGGGGAAUUUUAAUAAAGCCAAACAGAAAAUCUUGUAGUUCGACAAACUUGAAGAAUUCGCCAAGAUCAGUACCAAUACUAACUAACUAAAUCUUUUCGAAAAUAUUCUGCUUCAAAACAGCACCAACCGCCAAAUUGAUAUAUGUAGAAAAUGGAGGAACGUCCACGUUGUACACGCUAAAUAAGCGAUUUAAAUCUUCACAUCUCAAAUAGGAUAGAACCGAAAGCAAUUCGAUUCGAAGUUGACAAGAAAAGCAGCUCUGUGAUUCCUACGCGAACAAUUAUACAGCAUAAUGCGAAACAGAGAAAAAAAUAUAUCAACAACAGUAAACAAAUUUUGAUUAUACCAAAUCUUCAACCAAAUCAUGGUUUUGAGUUUACUAUAGAAAAAAAAUCGUAACCCGUUUGCAACAUCAUUCAUAACACGCAACAUUAUUGUUUUAGGCAACCAAAACAAUCAACCAUGCCGCGAGGUUGAUCAAAAUAAUUAUUAAAUUUAACGCUGUGAUAUGUGAUAAAUAUGAAAGAAAAUUCACACCGGUAGCUACAACAGCUGUAAAUGGAAAUCCACGCGAAGAGAUUUCAAAAAUCUCGCCUCGAUUUUAACACUUUUAGAAUCUCGCUAUUUUACGCAAUUACUUCUGGCGAUUGGAAAUGCCUGAUGGCCAACCCCGAAACAGCAUCUGUAAAAUUGUAUUGGGAUUCAAACCGAACAUAUAUCCUGUAAAAAAACACACACUACACAUAGAUAAACACUGCAUAGGGUGGUAAAUUUCGAUUCUAAAUAGCAACAAAACAUUAAAAAUUAGCUAAAUAUCUUUCCAACAGUAGAACAGCGGAUCAAACACUAGCUAAAAUAAAUUUUGAAUUUUUCCUUAGGAUUAACGGUGCGAUAUGGGGCAAAUUGAGAAAAUACGGAAACAUAUUUCAACACAAACAAAAACGAUCGAACAGCUUUUCUCUAUACGAUAAUGAAGCAGAUACGGUUGCGGAAACUUGCAACUGGAGAAUUAUUCCUGGAAUAAAAAAAAGUUUGGAAAAAGAAGAAAAUAAACGUCUCUCACAAACG